AUGGCAAGUAUAGAAAGAGGAAACUUUCGGAUAAGGAAGCCCAACCAUCUAAGAAAAAUACCUCCAGCAAACUGUGAGACAAAAGAAAACCCUGCCUCGAGCAGCAUACAAACCAAAGAUACCAAACUAAAUGAGGAUACAGAAAAUCAUGCCUCAAAAAGUACCAAAAAUACUGAACCCACAGAAUAUAAAGAAAAUCCUCUAGUGGCUCAAAACUGCCCAACACAAAAUACCCCGGGGAUAAAGAAAAUCAUGCCUCCAAGAUUCCACCUAUACAGUCCUGGACCUGAAAGUGACCAUAGAAACCCAACAAAAAAAGACAAAAAUGAGCCAAUCCUACCGCUGUCAACGAAUUGGACACGGGCAGAGCAGAUGUACGGCGUAGGUGGGGGAGAGAACCACUCGAACGAAUGCGUAAAGCCCAAAACAGACCCACCCACCUGCGCAAACUGCGCUAAGGGGCACCCCGCCAACUAUAGGGGCUUCAAAAAAUAUCCAAAUCCAAAACCUAAAAAAGCACAGACCAAAAGAAGCCAAUCCGUACAAAACUGGAGGAAUGCAGACAGUCUCACCAUCCCCAACUACGAAACAUACAACACAAACAGAACAAGAAGAGAAGGAGGAGGUACAGCCAUCUUCAUUAGAAGAAACUUAGAACACCAUCAGUCUUACAUACCUCCCCUGGAUGACCUCGAGGCCAACUCCAUCAUAGUCAGAAUAUCCCACCUCGGCAACCUCAGGCUGGUAUCGGCAUAUCACCCACCGCAACGCGCAACCACAAUACCAGCCAACGCACAACAGUUGGAAACUGCUAUCGUAGACCUGCAAGAGGUAAUAACAUCGUCCCUUCAGGAAUCUACCAACGAAACGAGAUAUCCAGAAAGAUAA
This is a messenger RNA of Brassicogethes aeneus, 888 nucleotides long. The record is from the annotation of a GenBank genome assembly. NCBI's taxonomy places the organism in Eukaryota, Metazoa, Arthropoda, Insecta, Coleoptera, Nitidulidae.